Labrus bergylta (ballan wrasse) is the source of this 2681-nucleotide messenger RNA. It is a transcript of the gene nt5e, whose product is annotated as 5'-nucleotidase, ecto (CD73). The record is from RefSeq and is a predicted model, not a curated record. Lineage: Eukaryota; Metazoa; Chordata; Actinopteri; Labriformes; Labridae. Gene Ontology annotation, biological process: AMP catabolic process. Gene Ontology annotation, molecular function: metal ion binding; nucleotide binding; 5'-nucleotidase activity. Gene Ontology annotation, cellular component: plasma membrane.
GGUUCUUGAGCAGAUGAAGCAGGGAAGGAGAGAAAGCACAUUCUGGUGAGAUAAGUUUUCGGUGUUUUUACGCGCGGCGGAGAGAUGUUGCCGGCGCGCCCGGAGCGGAGCGCUCUGCCACGGCUCUUCCUUUCCCUCCUGCUGGCCUUCUCCGUGUCCUCCUCCUCCGCAGCCUGGGACCUGGUUCUCCUCCACACCAACGACGUGCACGCCCGGGUGGAGGAGACCAGCAAACACUCGGGGAAAUGCGGAGGCAGCAGCAGCGGGUGUUUCGCCGGAGUGGCCCGCAGAGCCACGGAGGUCAAGAGGAUCCGCAGCUCCGAGAGCAACGUGCUGCUGCUGGACGCCGGAGACCAGUUCCAGGGGACAGUUUGGUUUAAUUAUUACAAAGGAGCCGCUGCGCACUUCAUGAACAAACUACAGUACGAUGCCAUGGUUUUUGGAAAUCACGAGUUUGACAACGGAGUGGAAGGACUCAUGAAACCGUUCAUGGAGAAUAUCAAGUGUCCCGUUCUCAGCGCUAACAUCAAACCUGACAAGACUCUGGCCUCGACGUUUGGAACCUCAUACUUGCCUUAUAAGAUCCUCAACGUGGGCGGGGAGAAGGUGGGCGUGGUGGGAUACACGUCACAGGAAACUUCAGCUCUGUCUAAACCUGGACCUCACCUGAAGUUCGAGGAUGAGGUUCCCGCCCUUCAGCUGCAGGUGGACAAACUGCAGACUCUGGGAGUGAAUAAGAUCAUCGCUCUGGGUCACUCAGGAUUCACCAUGGAUCAGGAGAUCGCCAAGAAGGUCAGAGGGGUGGACGUCGUCAUCGGUGGACACACCAACACCUUCCUCUACACAGGAACGCCUCCGUCUUCUGAAGUCCCCGCUGGUCUCUAUCCCUUCAUGGUGAAAUCAGACGACGGGCGGCAGGUUCCUGUCGUGCAGGCCUACGCCUUCGGGAAAUAUCUGGGUUAUCUUAAAGUGACCUUUGAUGGUGCUGGAAAUGUAGUGAAGUCCACGGGAAACCCCAUCCUGCUGGACGGCAGCAUCGCUCAAGAUCCGGAGUUUCUUGCGGACGUUGAGGAAUGGAAAAAGAAUCUGGCCAACUACUCGGCCCAGGAGGUGGGAAAGACUCUGGUCUUCCUGAACGGGACCACCGAAGAGUGCCGCUUUCGGGAAUGCAACCUGGGAAACUUGAUCUGUGAUGCCAUGCUCGACAACAACAUCCGAUUCUCAGACGGCGUCCUGUGGAACCAUGUCAGCGCCUGCCUGUUAAACGGAGGAGGCGUCCGCACGUCGAUUGACGAACGCGCGGGAAACGGUUCAAUCACCUUGGAGGACCUGAUCGCCGUCUUACCUUUCGGGGGAACCUACGACCUGGUGCAGCUGAAGGGCGCCACGCUGAGGAAAGCCUUCGAACACUCAGUGAGGCGAUACGGCCAGAGCACCGGAGAGUUCCUCCAAGUAUCAGGAUUCCGUGUAGAGUUCGACCUUUCCAAACCUCCGGGGUCUCGUGUGAAGAGCCUCACCAUCCUCUGCACUAAAUGUCGUGUUCCUCAAUACGAGCGCGUCGAGGACGAGACGGUGUACAAAGUCGUCCUGCCGUCCUACAUGGUGACGGGCGGAGACGGAUUCUCCAUGAUCAAAGACGAGAUCCUCAAACACGACAGCGGGGAUUUAGACCUUUCAGUCGUGUCGCACUACGUCGAGCUGAGAAAGAAAGUUUAUCCGUCUGUGGAAGGACGCAUCAAGAUCUACAACUCAGCUUCUGGACUGCGAGGACAAACCGCCCCGCUGGUUUUACUGGUUUCACUGGGACUGCUCUGGACUCUGUUUUGUACUCUGUGAGACCUCACUGAAGUACUUAAACCUUUACCUGUGAACUGUCAUUAUUCUUUAACCUUUGACCUUUCUCAGCCCGAGCGGUGACCUGAAGCCUGCAGUUCCUCGAGUGUCCACUUGAGGCUCACUGUAAAGCCAAGGACUCACUAAAGGGCUCAACGGUGUGAAACAGGAAGUAAAAAUCCCCGUUAAUUUUCUCCAUAGUGGAUUUGAUUAUUCGCCAUGAUGUCAUAACCAUCUCAGGUAGACUGACCACGAGCUACCUGGUUUAUGUUCCUGUAGAAGACUUCGCCUUUAAUAAAAACAAGAUUUAUUCACAAUAUCGAGCAAAAGAACUACACAACCCACAAUCACUCAGCGACGUCUCUGAUUGGUGGAGCUCGCUGUUACCAUGGCAAUGUUUCCCUUCACUCUGCGCUGUAUGCAAACAGAUAGCUUUGUUAGCAGGCUAGCUAGUUAGUAAGCUAACAGUAAAUGUGUAGUUUAUAUAUUCAACAACACAAACUACAACACUUGUAUUCACAGUAAAACACGAUAACGACUAAAGUUACAUUUAAGAAGAGGGAUCAUUGGCAAUGCAUUGUGGGAUGUGUAGUUCUCUGACUCCAGUUAAAAACUUUGCCUUUUUAUUCUGUUUUUUUAUGGUCACAAGUACUAGGUGAGCUGGUUGUCAUGGUUACAGGCUUCAAUCUCUCGAUAUAAGGGUUUUUGUGAAAUGUCAAUGGAGGAUUUGAAACGGAUAAAUUUACUUCCAGAACCAGAGCCGCGGCAGCUUCUGAGCUUUAUUGUGUCUGAUAUUAGGAUGUUCACUUUGACAGCGGAAAUAAACGUGUUCACUGUUUUUAUAAAUA